Molecule: messenger RNA, 3096 nt
Organism: Saimiri boliviensis boliviensis (Bolivian squirrel monkey)
Lineage: Eukaryota; Metazoa; Chordata; Mammalia; Primates; Cebidae
Source: RefSeq, a predicted model, not a curated record
UCUCGUCGCAGCUAGUCGGCAGGCUAAGGCACCUGCACCGCUUGAACCUGCCUGAGAGGCGGAGCGUCCCGGAUAUGCCAGGGGAUUGUAGAGAACCCACACCUAUUCGAAGAUCAUAAGAGCACUCCCGGGGACCCAGCUCGGCGAAGCCCGCCAGGACUGCGGGCGAACGUACGCGGCUCCGGUUCCCCCGCCCGGGCCGGGCUCGGGUUACACUCUGGGAGAGGCUCCGCAGCAGCUCCCUAGCUAGGGGGCGCCCCGGUGGGCUCCCGCGUUAGGGGUCGCAGGAGCGGCUCUGGCAUCAUCUCGAAGCUGGCGAAGCGGGAAGAGUCCCGUGCCAGGGCUGCCCCCAAAGAGCUCUUGGCGGGGGGUGGGGGUGAGGUUAUCCCCCGCCCCUCCCACCGUCUUCCCCUCCCCCGCAGGGAUCCGGGACCCGCGCCUGCGAAGAGGACAGGGGCUGCGGGGAGGGGCUGUGUCGGGAGCGGGCAGGAUCGGAGGCCGGGAGGUGGGGCGGGCCCGAGCCGGAGUCCUGAGUCCCUGCGGCGGGUGGCGGACGGAGAAAGGGGUGGUGCGACCCUCUGUCCCCGCCCCGGGGGCGGAGCCCAGGUCCCAGGCUGCGGAGCGCCGGACUCACCGAAAUCCGCCCGGGGCUCCCUGCGCGGCUCCCACCGCCCGGCACCCAGAUUCGGGGAGACCGGCCCCCCGCCCCCGCGCCCCCCCAGGUCCUGCGGCCCUCGGCCCCUGCGCAGGUGCAGGUGCGGCUUCCCCGCCCCUUUCACCCAGGCGCACCUGCAGCGGCGGCCAUGGCGAGAGGGGACGCCCCGCGGGACAGCUACCACCUGGUCGGGAUCAGCUUCUUUAUCCUGGGUCUGGGCACCCUUCUUCCCUGGAACUUCUUCAUUACCGCCAUCCCGUAUUUCCAGGCGAGACUGGCAGGAGACAGCAACAGCACAGCCAGGACCCUGAGCACCAACCACACGGGCCCCGAGGAUGCCUUCAACUUCAACAACUGGGUGACGCUGCUGUCCCAGCUGCCCCUGCUGCUCUUCACCCUUCUCAACUCCUUCCUGUACCAGUGCAUCCCGGAGACGGUGCGCAUUCUGGGCAGCCUGCUGGCCAUACUGCUGCUCUUUGCUCUGACGGCAGCGUUGGUCAAAGUGGACAUGAGCCCUGGACCCUUCUUCUCCAUCACCAUGGCCUCCGUCUGCUUCAUCAACUCCUUCAGUGCAGUCCUGCAGGGCAGCCUCUUUGGGCAGCUGGGCACCAUGCCUUCCACCUACAGCACCCUCUUCCUCAGCGGCCAGGGCCUGGCUGGGAUCUUUGCUGCCCUUGCCAUGCUCCUGUCCAUGGCCAGUGGUGUGGACACCCAGACCUCCGCCUUGGGGUACUUCAUCACACCCUGUGUGGGCACCCUCAUGUCCAUUGUGUGUUACCUGAGCCUGCCUCACCUGAAGUUUGCCCGCUACUACCUGGCCAAGAAACCGUCCGAGGCCCAAGCUCAGGAGCUGGAGACCAAAGCUGAGCUCCUCCAUUCUGAUGAGAAGAAUGGGAUUCCCAACAGUCCCCAGAGGGUAGCUCUGACCCUGGAUCUUGACCUGGAGAAAGAGCUGCAACCGGAGCCAGAUGAGCCCCAGGAGCCAGGAAAGCCUUCAGUUUUCAUUGUCUUCCAGAAGAUCUGGCUGACGGCGCUGUGCCUUGUGUUGGUCUUCACAGUCACCCUGUCCGUCUUCCCCGCCAUCACAGCCAUGGUGACCAGCUCCACCAGUCCCGGGAAGUGGAGUCAGUUCUUCAACCCCAUCUGCUGCUUCCUCCUCUUCAACAUCAUGGACUGCCUGGGACGGAGCCUGACGUCUUACUUCCUAUGGCCAGACGAGGACAGCCGACUGCUGCCCCUGCUGGUCUGCCUGCGCUUCUUGUUCGUGCCCCUCUUCAUGCUGUGCCACGUGCCCCAGAGGUCCCGGCUGCCCAUCCUCUUCCCACAGGAUGCCUACUUCAUCACUUUCAUGCUGCUCUUUGCCAUUUCUAAUGGUUACCUGGUUUCCCUCACCAUGUGCCUGGCACCCAGGCAGGUGCUGCCACACGAGCGGGAGGUGGCUGGUGCCCUCAUGACCUUCUUCCUGGCCCUGGGACUUUCCUGUGGAGCCUCCCUCUCCUUCCUCUUCAAGGCGCUGCUCUGAAGCAGUCCCUCCAAGCUCUUUGGCAGCCUCUUCUCGACAUCUCCUUCCGGAGCUGAGAUCCAGCCCAGGGCGAAUGGAAAGCUUGGCUCAGGCUUCUGCUGGGUGGGGGACCGUAGGUCUGGGGCUGCCAGCAGGGGCCAGGAGCUGCUCUCCAUCCCUUGGAGUGCUGUGGGGAAGAAUUCACCCUGGGUCAUUCUAACCCUCACCCAGGAAUGGAGGUGACUCGCACAAGACCUCAUGGAAAGGGUGAUGACCAGGGACAAGUGGGAGCAGGGCACAGCUGCUCCCCACCACCAGCUCUGCCUAUGUUCAUCAUCACCAGGAGCAGAGGUGACCUGAGGGUUCAGAGUGGGAGGUGGGGCCAGUCCAGGGCAGGAGCUCCUCAUCCUCCCAGGCUUCAGCAACCCAGGGUAAAAGGUGCUGGGGACAUUGUGAGGACCUGGGAGGAGGAACAGCUGUUGAGGACCUGAGGGGGCUCAAAGCGCUAGGCUCAGCCUCAAGCAGUGUUUUCAUUGCCAACACUUACUGUCCCCACUCUUCAGAACCCAGCUGGGCCUGGACCCCAGAACCACAGCUAGCCUGCAUGUGUGCACUGCACUUUACAGUUUGCAAAGCUCUUCCAUACCCACUCUCUCACUGAAGCCUAAUUGAGGCCCUUGGAAGGAGCUGGACAAGGAUUGUGCUUCCCCCAUUAUACAGGGGAGGAAACUGAGUCCUGGGGGAAGUGACUGGUCCGUGGUAGAGCUGGGGACUCAGCCCCAUCUCCCUCCUCCCUGUAGGUGCUGUUCUUCCUGCCCAACACCUGUUUGUGUUUCCCUCAAGGGGUUCGGAGCAGGAGCUCUGGGCUUACUCCCCUUUUUGCUGUUUCUCUUUCUGUGGACCCUGCUCCUGGGUCUAAUAACAACCCCAUUUAUUUGUA